Molecule: messenger RNA, 2659 nt
Organism: Magallana angulata
Lineage: Eukaryota; Metazoa; Mollusca; Bivalvia; Ostreida; Ostreidae
Product: mucin-2-like
Exons: 14
Coding region: 1-2616 (871 amino acids)
Source: RefSeq, a predicted model, not a curated record
AUGAAGGCCGAGGAUAAAAUCUACAAAGAUAAAUCUCGUUAUCUAUGUGGUCUGCAAAAUAGUUUAGGGAACUUGAACUUCACCAUGAUGAGGACAUUCUUGUUUGUUGCAAUAUUUACGAUAUUUUCAGGCAUCAAAGCUGUUCAAAGCCAAUGCCUGCCUGGCUAUUAUAUAGUGUGCUCACACAAUGAAGCCAUCAGGUGUAACGUUAACGGGAACAACAGAUGUGAGUGUUACUGUUCACAGGACUCCCAGUGUAAUAACUGUCCGGCAGGAACCCUAGGCUUCUGUAUCAACGAGAAAUGUGUCUGCGAGACCAACAACUAUUGUCCUGGUGGGAACAACUUUUACUGCCUGAAGAACUUUCCAUGCGCACACAACGAAUCGAAAAGAUGCAAUCAGAAUGACAGAUGCGAAUGCUUUUGCGAUAUAGACACCGACUGCAAAAACUGUCCGGCAGGAACCCUAGGCUUCUGUGUCAAUAAAAAAUGUGUCUGCGAGACCAACAACUAUUGUCCUGGUGGAAACAAAAACAUAUUUUACUGUUUUCGGAAUUUUCAAUGCUCGCAUAAUGAGUUAAGAAGAUGCAAUCAAAAUGAGAGAUGCGAAUGCUUUUGCGAUAUAGACACCGACUGUAAAAACUGUCCAGAAAAAGGAUUCUGUGUUGAUGGGAGCUGUGUAUGCGAAUCGCAGAACUAUUGUCCUAAAGGAAAUCAUAUCUAUUGCCUUUCUCUGAGUUGUGAUCGAGGUUAUACGAGCAAGUGCAAUUCAACAAACCACUGCUACUGCGCCUACGUACCUGACACUUGCAGCAAUAACGACGUAUCAAAAUGCUAUCAUUUAACAUGUUUACCCGGGGAGAAGAAAUAUUGCGAGGGACGAACCUGUACCUGUAAACCACUGGAUUAUUGUCGGCAGAAUGAUGGUGACUGCAAAAACUGUCCGGAAAAAGGAUUCUGUGUUGAUGGGAGCUGUGUAUGCGAAUCGCAGAACUAUUGUCCUAAAGGAAAUCAUAUCUAUUGCCUUUCUCUGAGUUGUGAUCGAGGUUAUACGAGCAAGUGCAAUUCAACAAACCACUGCUACUGCGCCUACGUACCUGACACUUGUAGCAAUCACGACGUAUCAACAUGCUAUCAUUUGGCAUGUUCAGCCGGGGAGAAGAAAUAUUGCGAGGGACGAACCUGUACCUGUAAACCACUGGACUAUUGUCAGCAGAAUAAUGGUGACUGCCAACACAAGACAUGCGAUGCUUCAAAAGCGGAAAUUAAUGUAUGCCUCAGUGGAACAUGUGGUUGCCUGGCAAUUCCCGAUUUCUGUGGUGGCGAUGAUACUAGUACAUGUCAGCAUACCAUAUGCAACCGGUAUCAAGUGAAGAAGUGUGAGAAUGGGAUGUGCAAAUGCCAGGUCAAUCCGUCUUGCAAUUCUAAAGAAGGGCUUAAUGAUACUUGUACCCCUGAGAACACUUACUUAGAGGUGAAAGGAACAGACGGUAAAUCCUAUUAUGCCAACUGCAAUGAUAGUUAUCCGCACUUCCCGCUCUGUGUUGAAGACAGGUGCCAGUGUGUGUAUUGGAAGACUCCAUCGCCAAAUUUUACAUCUGAAGGCAGCACAAUUCCCACGAAUUCUAUGACAAAUGUGUCUGGUUCUACUGUUUCUUCCACGGUAACAAGCCAAAAGACAGAAGCAAUGACAGAUAGCAGUACUCCAAUCCCUACAGAUCAACCAACAGGAGCCUCGCAGGCUACAACUCAAGCACCUGUACCCUCUACAACAUCAGCUCAAACAGUAUCACCAACGACGACCUUUUCAACUUCUGUCGACACUACAGCCAGUACAACUAACAAAACUCCCCUGUCAACAUCACAUCCACCAUUGACAACAACAACAACAACAACAACAACAACAGCCGCCAUAUGUGCCUCUAGGAUGGACUGUAACCAACAGAACACCCAUGCAACGUUUUUGAGCUUCACCAUGCCGUGUCCUGUGGACCAUAUUGACUGUGUUAACAGCAUGUGCUUCUGUAGUAUUGACAAGAUAACAACAACUACUCGGGCAUCGAGCACCACAACAACAACACCAGUGCCAACAACAGAAGCGACAACAACACCAACAACAACAACAACACCAGUGCCAACAACAACAACACCAGUGCCAACAACAACAGCGACAACAACAACACCAGUGCCAACAACAAUAGCGACAACAACACCACCAACAACAACACCAGUGCCAACAACAACAACACCAGUGACAACAACUACAACAACACCAGUGACAAUAACAACGGCGACAACAACAACGGCGACAACAACAACACCAGUGCCAACAACAACAACAACAUCACCAACAACAACACACCAAACGUCUGGUUGUAAUAAAUCAGGAAGUAAACCCUGUCCAUCGUGUGACGCCAAUCUGAACUGUGUGUGGAAUCAGACAUGCGCAGAUAGUGAGACGUGUAUGGUGAGAGGUGUUUUGGAACACGGCUUUCAGUUCUCUGUCCAUUGUAUAUUAAGUUCAGAUUGCCAUUUAAUGAAUUUUUUAUCCAACUACACCGCGGAGAUCUACUGCUGUGACGAUCGAAGUUGUCUCCAACGUUAUCUCGGAGUUUGAUUCUGGUGAAAAUUGUUUUACCAUUUGAAAUAAACCACAUAUC